GAAUGGGCGCAGUGCUUCUUUCUCGACUAUCAUGUGUUUUCUCUUCUAUUUAAAUAUUCCAACGAGGCGAAUGUGAAACAGCGGACGCGCGGGUUCGAAUGGGAGCGUGCUUUUUUGUUUGUUGUUGUGUUUAUUUAACGGAGGACAACCUCGACUAAUUGGAGGAUCUCCCUCAGGGGACGCGCUCCUGAAAUUGACACACAUUGGCCAUCACUUGCACUGCGGAAGCACUCCGGUGUGAAGUGAACUAAAGACAGUCCCCUCCCACUGACUCACGGUCAAACACACCUAUGAGAGAGAGUCACACAAACAACACCUUCUUUUCACCCUGGACUUUUGGGUACUCGCACAAACGAAGACUCCUCCAUGCACAGAUAUAGACAGACACUCACAAAGAUGAUGAAGGAAUCCUGGAGGUGCUUGCUGGGCCUGUGCCUCCUGCUCUGCUCAUUUUCUACCCAAAGUGCCUCCAAUCCCUUCGCAGGGCAGCAGACACCUGCAGACCCUUGCUAUGAUGACACGGGUGCGGCUCGCCGCUGUAUCCCCGAGUUUAUCAACGCUGCCUUUGGCAAAGAGGUGACGGUGUCCAGUGUUUGCGGGCAACCUCCAUCUCGUUCCUGCAGCGUGGUGGAGCGGGGCGACGACCGGCCUUCGGUGCGCACGUGUCAAAUCUGUGAUGCAGCUGACCCUCGGCGUGCCCACCCGGUUUCCUACCUCACUGACCUCAACUCAGCCCACAACCUCACCUGUUGGCAGUCAGAAAAUCUGAACACCUCACCGUACAAUGUGACUUUGACACUGUCCUUGGGUAAAAAGUUUGAGAUCACUUAUGUCAGCCUGCAGUUCUGUUCGCCAAGACCUGAGUCCCUGGCCAUAUACAAGAGCAUGGACUAUGGCAAAACCUGGAUGCCGUACCAGUUUUACUCGUCACAGUGCCGGCGCAUGUACAAUCGCCCCAACAAAGCAACAAUUACUAAACAGAAUGAGCAGGAGGCUCUGUGCACGGAUGGCCACACUGACCUCUACCCACUGUCUGGAGGACUGAUCGCGUUCAGCACUCUGGAUGGACGGCCUUCUGGUAAAGACUACGACAACAGCCCGGUCCUUCAAGACUGGGUGACGGUCACCGAUAUCCGUGUAGUGUUCAACCGGCCUCAGCCGCCGCGGGACGUAGGGGCUGGGAGCAACGGCGGAGGAAGAGACGACGACCCCAUGGCGGUUCCAUCCACGCUGCCGUCGUAUUUCUAUGCAGUGGGAGACUUCCAGGUCGGUGGGAGGUGUAAAUGCAACGGACAUGCGUCCCGCUGUUUAAAAGAGAAGGAAGGGAGACUGGUGUGUGACUGCAAACACAACACAGAAGGACCUGAAUGUGACCGCUGCAAACCCUUCCACUACGACCGACCGUGGCAGAGGGCCAACGCCCGCGAGGCCAAUGAGUGUUUGCCGUGCAACUGUAACCUUCAUGCCCGUCGCUGUCGAUUCAACAUGGAAUUGUACAAGCUGUCGGGGAGGAAGAGCGGAGGCGUGUGUAUGAACUGCCGCCACAACACCGCAGGACGCCACUGCCACUACUGCAAGGAGGGCUUUUACAGGGACAUGGCCAGACCCAUCACUCACCGACGAGCCUGCAAGGCCUGUGACUGUCACCCUGUGGGCGCAGCCGGCAAGACAUGCAAUCAGACCACAGGCCAGUGCCCCUGCAAGGACGGUGUCACUGGCAUCACCUGCAACCGCUGUGCCAAGGGCUACCAGCAGAGCCGGUCACCCGUGGCCCCCUGCAUCAAAAUCCCAGUGGUCAACCCCACACAAGUGGUGAGCAGCACAGAAGAGCCAGCAGAUUGUGAAUCCUAUUGUAAACCAGUGAAGGGCAACCUGAAGAUCAACAUGAAGAAAUAUUGCAAAAAGGAUUAUGCGGUCCAAGUGAAUGUGCUUGACAUGGAGACAGUGGGAGACUGGGCCAAGUUCUCGGUGAGCGUGGCGUCUGUGUACAAGAGCCGCGGCGAGCCUUUGAAACGAGGCGACAACAUCCUGUGGGUUCACAUGAAGGACCUCGCCUGCAAAUGUCCCAAGAUCCAGAUGAGCAAGCGAUUCUUGGUGAUGGGUGGCAGCGACGGUGGAACAGCCAAGGUGACGGGUCCAGGUGUCGGUCCCGGGAGUGGGACCACCACUCCAGGGACAGAGCAUGUGGGCCUGGUGGCUGAUAAGAACAGCCUGGUCAUCCAGUGGAGGGAUGUGUGGACAAGACGUCUGAGGAAGUUUCAGCGCAAAGAGAAGAAGGGGAAGUGCAGCAAAGCAUGAUGGGAAAGCAGCGUCCAUCCCUACCUCUCCCCCAUCAACCACCUUCAUGAACCCUGAUCCACUAAUCCCACCACCUUCUCUAAAUCCCUUCUCCUCCCCGAUCAGUGGAACACUGCAACUUACAAAGACUGUUUGUGCCCCGUCCUUUUUCAGGACCUCAUCUUGUGUAUAGUGUAUAAUUAUUUUACUUUGUAUUUUGAAACUCUCAUGUCUUUGUGUCCGUUGGUUUGCCUUGAAAAGGGACCGUUAAAAAGGGUAUGAAGUGGACACAGAAUCAGAUGCCAUGAUGACAGCAGCAGUCAUGCCCGCUCACCUCCGACAGUGACGUCCAGCCUGAACUCGGAUGAGUACGACAUGCUGCACGUCUGACACGUCUUCCGCGGUUUGCUGUCAAAGGUUGAAUGACUGAAACAAUGGGCCGACGUGCUCCAGGUCUCUGCUGUAACUUCUACUGACUCUAACAACAAAAGACUCUCGUCCUAUGAGGAACCGUGCCGAUGCUCGGUCUCCUCACCACUGCUGCUGCCACUGGACAGCCUCAUACAGGCUCUCACGUCAAGUAUUUGAUGCCGUCAUGCAUAAUUAUCAUUUCUUUUAUCACUCUUUAUACAGUUAGGUACGUACAUAUUUGGAUAAAGACACACAUUCAGUGGAUUUAGAAUGAAACAAUCAAGAUGUGAUUCAAGCGUGGCCUCUACUUAAAACUAAACUAAACUUAACUAAAUAAAAGACUUGUUUUAAUACUUGAUGACUGCCUGAAAUGUGGAACCUUUGCUGAGUUUCCUCCGUGGAUAUGCUUUGCCAGGCUUUUACUGCGGCCUCCAGCCUUCAGUUGUUGCCUGUUUGCAGGUCUUUCUGCCUUCACUUGAAAAGUCUGCUUUAUUGAGUUGAGAUCAGGUGACUGACUUGGCCACUGAAGAACAUUCCACUUCAUUCCCUUCAAAAGCUCUCGUGUUGCUUUUGCAGUAGGUUUUUGCGUCGUUAUCCGUCUGUAAUUUGAAGUCAGUUUGACAGGAUUAUAAUCUUGUGCACUUCAGACGUCAUCCAUAUAGUUGCCUGAUGACGUGGUAUGCUCUGGAUCAUGAGCUGUUGCUUUCCUUCUCCACUCUUUUCUUUUAUCGUUCUGGUACAAGUUCAUCUUUGUUUCAUCUGACCACAGAAUCGUUUUUUUUUUCUUUUUCUUUUAGAUAUUUUCGAGCCAGUUCUAACGUAGCCUUACUGUUGUUGUGUGUUCUCAGUGGAAGGCCAGAUUAUGGUCUUCUUCACUCACACCGACAACUCUUUGGAUCUCAAGUUAAAGCCACCAAACGCAUAUGCUUUUUAGUCCAGUCAGUUAUUUCCGAGCCCCUAAUAAAUGGACAAUAAAAAAGUAAACAUCUUUAUGUUCAAUCCCUCAAAUUAAAGCUGAGAGUCCACACUUGAAUCACAUCUUCAUUGCUUCAUUUCAAAGUCAUUGCGGUGGUGUUCAUGUGUCUCCGUGUGUGCAGGUAUGUACCUAUUUUGUUAUUUCAUCAACGCAGAUGAAACCCGGAUCUUUCAUUUGAAUCAGAACACAAAGGAAAGGAAGCUUGUGUGAGCCACAUUCCAGGCUGGUCUAAAGUCCUGCAUCCCCGUCGUGAUUCAUUGCUUGUCACUUCUUCUGGAAGAACGAUGAAGUGGUGUGGACAAAUGGCUGGGAUUUCAGAACAGUGUUUCCAGGGAGACUGUUUUUGCUUCAUGGGAAAUGUCUUUGGCUGUGCAGUGUCCUUCCAGAUGUUGUCGUGUGACCACUGUCUUUUCUUUCUUUUUUCUUUUUAUAAACUGUCUUGGACUAUUUUAAUGUGUCUCGUGACUGGCAGACUUUUUGUUUGCCAAAAUAAGAGAUUGAAAAAGAUUUACCUUUAAUGCAGUAAAAUGAAAACACAGUAACAUAAACAACAUGGACAUGUUUUUAGUACAUUUCGACAAAAUGAAUGAGUCCGGGACAUUUUCCGUGCUUACUGAUUGUAUAUUGACAAAAAAAGGAUCGUAUUUCCUUCCUCGUGUGCUUUGCUAUGUUUGCGUGUUUGUGGUUUUUGCUGGUCUAUCAAAACAUUGCAGUGAGUAGAGAAAGAGUAGAGAAACCCAACAUGAGCAUGAAAACCCAAAGAAAAGCAUCUUUGGUCAUCUUCCCCAACUUGCUUACCUGAAUUCUUAAAUCUCAUCACCCUGUACCAAAUAAGUAUUGUCCAUUUUUAAAUUCCCUGCAGAGAUAAUGAAAGGUCAGACCUGUCUGGUUGUUCUCAAACUGUUUAUCUACCUGUGAAGUAUAUUUUAAUUUAUUUAAAUAGAGAACAGGAUAAACACACCGUGCUGAGGGGCUGGUGUGUCCUGCCGGCUUGUGGUUCUGCUCCUUUGAGUGCGGUGGUCUGUCUGCUGCUCUGCUCAUUCCCUUGGAGUCCGUGGUGGCCAAAUCCCCUUAACGGUGUAAUACAGUAUACAGCGCUGCACUGUACAUCUGAUGUGAAUGCAUGUCAAACUGUGAAGAACACACUCACACAAGUGUCGAGUCGGAUUGUGAACACCCUCACAGACGAUGCUGUAUUUUUACGUACCCCAAAACGAUCAUGUAACCCUGUGUGACUUCUCUCCCCGCACCCCGUCAUUCCUGGUGACGGCCUUAAAUGGAAUUACACACAAAGCGUUUGAAGUGUUUACGGCGUCGUGCCCAGGACACAGUUCUCGCCACUGGGACUGAACAAAAAUCCUCCAAAAUGGUAUUGUCCUUGAUUUUUUUUAACUUCCUAUUUGCUGUUUGUUUUAAAGUGCGCACCACGGACGGUGGAAUAAAGAUAAGACGUAGGAGAAUGCCAGAUGUUAGGGGGAUGGUUGCGAUGCCUUGUGAAAGCUAUUUAGUGAGCCUUGUAGGUACAGCUGUCUUGUUGCUUUACAUUAACAAGCUUAGCGGCAUGGUAGUGGACCCCCCCUUUGCAGCAAUCAUGGCAUUAACAGCUGUGUUCUUGAAUGUGUGUCUAAUUACCUAUACCCAAACAAAUGAUACGCAAGUAUGGAGGGUAAAGAGUGCUCUCCUCCUCGGCCUGUGUUUUAAGAGUAAUAAUAAUAAUCAAAUCAAUUUGGAUUCCCCCGGUUUUUGUGUCACUUACAUUUCCACAUUUGCCUUGUUUAGGUCUUGACGUGUUGUAAAUAUGUACUGAGCUGCCGCUGCCUUCUGUGUUGUCGUUUUUUUGUAAAUGGUCUCUUUGAUGGAUGAACAAACCAGAUGAUGUGAUAUGGAUGUAGAAAGCAGGAACAUGUGCUUCUGUGAGCGUCAGAUGUGGUUCAGAUAUUACUGAGAAUGUAUUCCUCUUGGCUGGAUGUUGUUUCCAGACAACAUCUGCCAAAAUGAUGAUUUUGGGGAAAAAAAAAAAAAAAGUGACAUGGGCUGAUGGAACCCUCUUAUUUUCCCAUAGAGGUACAACAGGACCUAUUACAACCAACCACCACUUUGUUUUAUUAUUGCCCUUAGACAAAAACUACCUUCAUUUGAGAACAAAGAGAUCCCUAAUGUCAGCCCUUAUCUUCACUUUGUUUUUGAAUCACAGUCUUCCUUGUACAUGUUCUCUGAGGCAAUGAACCACUGACGUUUUAUUCUCAAUGGUAAAAAAAUAAAUAAAUUAUAAGUUAA
Messenger RNA from Solea senegalensis (Senegalese sole), 5941 nucleotides. RefSeq names its product netrin 2 (gene ntn2). Bases 367 to 2298 code for a protein of 643 amino acids. NCBI's taxonomy places the organism in Eukaryota, Metazoa, Chordata, Actinopteri, Pleuronectiformes, Soleidae. The transcript has 7 exons. The record is from RefSeq and is a predicted model, not a curated record. Gene Ontology annotation, molecular function: protein binding.